Messenger RNA from Brienomyrus brachyistius, 2921 nucleotides. Its product is annotated as calponin-1-like. The record is from RefSeq and is a predicted model, not a curated record. Gene Ontology annotation, biological process: actomyosin structure organization. Gene Ontology annotation, molecular function: actin binding. Bases 215 to 1117 code for a protein of 300 amino acids. The transcript is spliced from 7 exons. Lineage: Eukaryota; Metazoa; Chordata; Actinopteri; Osteoglossiformes; Mormyridae.
GAGUUUAAAAAAGAUUGAGAAAAGCCUUACGAAGUGCUCAAAUCCGACGCCAAGGGGAGUAAAAACAGACAGCAAAACAAUACACUUAUAGUACCGUUUAAAUUUUCGCUGCUCUCUGCAGGAGCCACAUAGACCGAGUUCGCCUCUCUGCCAACGACACUUUUCUUCAUUGGUUUAAAUACGUAAAAUCUGCUGUGAAUUACCGAAGAUCACAAUGACAACCCAUUUCAGGAGCGGACCUGCCUUCGGACUGUCAGCCGAGGUGAAGAGCAAGCUGGCCCAUAAAUAUGACCCCCAGAAGGAGGAGGAACUGAGGCUGUGGAUCCAUGAAGUUACUGGUCGCAAAGUGCCGGAUAACUUCAUGGAGGGGCUCAAAGACGGUGUCAUCCUCUGCGAAUUGAUCAACAAGCUCCAGCCUGGAUCUGUGAAAAAGAUCAACAACUCGCCACAGAACUGGCAUCAGCUGGAGAACAUCGGCAACUUUGUCAAGGCCAUCACCGAUUAUGGCCUGAAGCCGCAUGACGUCUUUGAAGCCAACGACCUGUUUGAGAACGUCAACCACACGCAAGUUCAGAGCACGCUCAUUACGCUGGCCGGAAUGGCUAAAUCCAAAGGUUUUCAGUGCAAGUAUGACAUUGGAGUUAAAUACGCCGAAAAACAGCAGCGCCGCUUUAACCCCGAGAAGCUGAAAGAGGGUCGCAACAUCAUUGGCCUGCAGAUGGGCACCAACAAGUUUGCCAGCCAGAAGGGCAUGACCUCAUACGGCACACGGCGCCACCUCUAUGACCCCAAGACGGGCAUGGAAAGCCCCAUGGACCAGUCCACCAUCAGCUUACAGAUGGGCACCAACAAGGGAGCCAAUCAGUCCGGCAUGACCGCCCCCGGCACCAAACGGCAGAUCUUCGAUAAGAAGCUGGACCUGGAGCCGUGUGACACCUCCACCGUGUCCUUGCAGAUGGGCACCAACAAGGUGGCGUCUCAGAUGGGCAUGACUGUGUACGGACUGCCCCGCCAGGUCUACGACAGCAAGUACUGCGUCAACCCUGAGACCCUGUUCAACAACGGCGAGGGGGGAGGACAGUAUGCCUACGACAACUACCAGAAUUACUCUGACUAAGGCAGACUGUCGGCACGCAAAGCCAGCUCUGCUCUCACUCUAAGUUCAUUCACUUCUCUAAUAUUCGGGGUAAGAUUUUGACAACCCCCCCCCCCCAGUUCCUCAUCUGCACCUCAUCUGACAGUUGGUUCCAAAUAUCUUUUGGGUCUUUUUUCCUUAAUUCAUCAUCAAACACUUUUAAUAUAAUAAAAAAGCGAUUGUUACUCCUCUUAUUUGGAACGAGACCAGGUACUAGGUGCUGCAUGCGGAGUUUCUAAAGUCUCUAUUUAAAUGCAGGUUUUGUAUUUAUUGAGGUAACAGGUUCAUCCUAGUCUAAUGGUACAAAACCUCAUAUUAUUUUUUUUUAACAGGAGGAAAAACCCUUGUGUGCAUGACAGUUUGUCCCCAUUUCCCUCAUUGUUGACCUUUGACCCCCAGGAUGACAUGCAUUAAUGAGCUUGAGUGUUAAUCUACAGCAGGGGUGGCCAGUCUUACCCAGAGGUGGCCGCUGUGUUUGCAGGUUUACACUGCGACUCCCUAAUUAGAUCACCAAUUAAAGGACUGAUUGGCUGAAGAGUCCUCAGACCUGGGUGUGAACAGCUGACCUAAAGGUUACCCCAAAAACCCGCAUGCACACCGGCCCUUUGCGGAUAAGAUUGGACACCCCUGAUCUACAGGAAGCUCUUCACCACUGCGCUGUAGUUCACCUGUGACCUUUGACCUUUUUAGCUAGGAGACCUUAGUUUUCUACUCUGCCUUGCAGGACAGAAGAUAUUUAAAUUGGAUCUUGUAAAGUAUUUAUGAAGAAAUGUUCUGGGCUGCUCACGUAGCCCAGUUUAUAACUUUUAUCUGUAUCUAUGUUAGUGUGCCAUCUAGUGUUUAUUUUUCAAUAUACACCAGAUAUAUGGAUCUGUGCCAAAAAAGAUGUUUUAUAAUUGUGAAUCAGAAACAAGUUUUCUUCCAAAGUCAGAUCCUAUAUAUUUAAAAAAGCGACAGGGUCCAUGAACCAAAACUCACUAGACUAGAUAAGGACUCGCUUUUAAAUACUUUAACGUUGUAUUUUUUUAGACAUAAGUCUAUGUGUAACUACAGAAAUUUUAUAUUUCCAAGGGAAAAUAUAUAAUUUGUUAGACUGGUAGGGAGGUAGACUUUUAAUGGUCCCCAUGGGGGGGGGGGGGUUGGAAUUACUUAAGAUUACUUAAGAUUGUGAACAUUUCGGGCAAGAAGUGUGGGGAACAGGAGAUGGAUGAACAUCCAGCUCAGGUUUACGCAGCAUCAGAGGGACAGUAUGUAGCAAAGACACAGCAGAUACCUUUUCAGUGAUGAUUAUUGCUGCUGGGGAAAUGAUUGCACUAAAGGAACCAACAUUAUAGGAUGUUUUAGACUGAAUUCGAUGCUAAGACUCUUCUUGUUCAUGGAGGAAUCCUUCCACCGUCUUGCCAAAAUGGGGAAAAAUUCUUUUUGCAAAUCCUGCCUAAAGUCCCGAAGGUGCCCUUAAUCUGAGUCGUCCAGCCUGGACACGAAAUGUUCAGUUUCCUCAUGCUUCUAUGGCCAAACAGGCAUGUGUGGGACAUGUGAACCCAAAGCCCCUUUCAGCUGAUUUAAACGCUUUUACUCUGCUAGUGAAAAGUUGCUUGACGUUGGAGCCGAGGUCUGUGUGCUUCAGUUACAUUUGGUGGGUUUUUUUUUUAAUGACGAUCAUGGCCACAUCAUUUCAAAGGUCGGAUGAAGCCAACUGUGCUUGGCCACGACAAAAAGAAGCAUUUCCAUUAUGUCUGUAUUUCGGAAUAAAACUGUGCAAUACCAAUAAAACAAGGAAGCAGAA